CAUCUCUAAACAGCUGUUUUUGUAAAUUCGCAAUAGAUUCACAAGUUAGUUUAUUUAUAUUUUUAAAAUUCCUAAGUAAGCAGAGGGAUUAAAAUAUAAAAAUAUGUCAGAUGACCUGCCGGAGCAGUUUGACUUAGUUGUCAUUGGCACAGGCUUCACCGAAUCCUGCAUCGCAGCUGCGGCCAGUAGAGUUGGGAAAUCGGUGCUGCAUCUAGACAACAAUGAGUAUUACGGAGAUGUGUGGAGUUCCUUUAGCAUGGACGCUCUAUGUGCCCGUUUAGACCAGGAGGCCGAACCCUAUUCCACAUUGCGAAAUGCCAGGUAUACUUGGCACACCACGGAAAAGCAAUCUGAAGCAGAUGAUCAAUCUUGGAACAAGGACUCGAUCCUGGCUAAGUCUCGUCGCUUCAGCCUGGAUCUUUGCCCACGCAUCUUGUAUUCGGCCGGAGAGUUGGUGCAGUUGCUAAUUAAAUCGAACAUCUGCCGCUAUGCCGAAUUCCGAGCUGUGGACCAUGUAUGUAUGCGCCACAACGGUGAGAUUGUGUCUGUGCCUUGCUCCCGCAGUGAUGUCUUCAACACCAAGACGCUGACAAUCGUUGAGAAACGACUGCUAAUGAAGUUCCUCACAGCAUGCAAUGAUUACGGCGAAGACAAGUGCAAUGAGGAUUCGCUGGAGUUUCGUGGGCGAACGUUCCUAGAGUAUUUGCAGGCGCAGCGGGUGACCGAAAAGAUAUCGUCAUGCGUGAUGCAAGCCAUUGCCAUGUGUGGCCCCACCACCAGCUUCGAGGAGGGAAUGAAGCGCACGCAGCGAUUUCUGGGCAGUUUAGGCCGCUAUGGCAACACACCCUUCCUGUUUCCCAUGUAUGGGUGCGGGGAAUUACCUCAGUGCUUUUGCCGUUUGUGCGCUGUAUAUGGUGGCAUUUACUGCCUGAAGCGAGCUGUUGACGAUAUUGCCUUAGAUUCCAAUUCAAAUGAAUUCCUGCUUAGUAGCGCAGGAAAAACUUUGCGGGCAAAGAAUGUGGUUUCUGCUCCUGGAUAUCCACCGGUUUCAAAGGGCAUCGAGUUAAAGCCCCACAUAUCACGCGGCUUGUUCAUAUCAUCCAGUCCCUUGGGAAACGAAGAAUUAAACAAAGGAGGAGGUGGUGUCAAUCUUCUUCGGCUGCUUGAUAGUGACGCAGCACGAGAAGCCUUCUUAAUUCAACUGUCGCAUUACACUGGAGCCUGCCCCAAAGGAUUAUAUAUCUUCCAUUUGACGACACCCGCUUUGAGCGAGGACCCUGCCGCAGAUCUGUCUGUUUUUACUAGCCAACUUUUCGAUCAGUCAGACGCACAAAUAAUAUUUAGCUCAUAUUUCACCAUCGCUGUCCAGUCUAGUAAAAGUGCUGCUGCCGAGCACAUUUACUACACAGAUCCGCCCUCUUAUGAGCUGGAUUACGAUGCAGCCAUUGCUAAUGCUCGCCACAUAUUCGGCAAACUUUUCGCAGACGCAGACUUUUUGCCACGAGCCCCAGAUCCAGAAGAGAUUGUCGUCGAUGGCGAAGAUCCCAGUGCCUUAAACGAACAUAGUUUGCCCGAGGAUUUGCGGGCACAGCUUCAUGAUAUGCAGCAGGCGACUCAGGAAAUGGAUAUACAAGACUAGAUGUAAUGCAGUUAAAUUAGAAAAGGGACAUUCUUAGUCUCCAUAUAUCAUACGACGGGAGCAGAUAAUUUUCUUAAAGUUCUUACGUGAAAUUUUUAAAAACUUAAUAUAAAAAAGAAAGUUUAAUAUAUUAUACACAAUAUUUUGCUUCAUAUAUUCCUAUAUAUUUAUUAUGUAAAUUAUUUAUAAUUUCUAAAAGUACUAGGUAUAUAUAAAUGUUUAUAUGUGAGUGCUUCUGUGCAUUUUGCUUUGAGAAAUAUACUUUCGAAAAAUAUGCAUUCCAAUGCGU
Molecule: messenger RNA, 1928 nt
Organism: Drosophila eugracilis
Lineage: Eukaryota; Metazoa; Arthropoda; Insecta; Diptera; Drosophilidae
Gene: Rep
Product: rab proteins geranylgeranyltransferase component A
Exons: 3
Coding region: 104-1639 (511 amino acids)
Biological process (GO): intracellular protein transport; small GTPase-mediated signal transduction; protein geranylgeranylation
Cellular component (GO): cytoplasm; nucleus; cytosol
Molecular function (GO): GDP-dissociation inhibitor activity
Source: RefSeq, a predicted model, not a curated record